This is a messenger RNA of Cydia strobilella, 4373 nucleotides long. RefSeq names its product beta-glucuronidase. Lineage: Eukaryota; Metazoa; Arthropoda; Insecta; Lepidoptera; Tortricidae. Gene Ontology annotation, molecular function: beta-glucuronidase activity; carbohydrate binding. The transcript is spliced from 13 exons. Gene Ontology annotation, biological process: glucuronoside catabolic process; carbohydrate metabolic process. The record is from RefSeq and is a predicted model, not a curated record. The coding region runs from base 287 to 2290 and encodes 667 amino acids.
GGCAGUCCGCCGACUCACGUGAGGCGGGAAGCACGCUCGUAUGUUCGGAUUUAGAAAAGCGCGCCAGAAUAAAUACCGGCUAACUUUUAUUGUUUGUUUUUAUGAAUUCAAAGAUGUAAGAAAAAAAUAGUUGAAAAUAUAACAUAAUAAAGUAAUUUAGAUAAAAUAUACGUUCGGAUGUAUAAUUUACAUCUAAAUACAAUAUCAAUUACAAUUCUUGCAUUUUCGCGGGUGAUUAAACCGUAGUUCUUUCACAUUUAGAAGAAAGUUCGUGUCUACGCCAAAUAUGUUAUUAAAGCAACCAAGACUGUCGUUAGUGUUCCUGACCCUACUGGCGUCCACGAACGCCGUAGUACCAGGGUCGCCCAGUGCGAACGAGAUCAACCACUUGCAGAAGCCUCGAGCACCGGCCCAGGACGGCUCUUUGUAUCCACAAGCUACGGAGACUAGAGACUUGAGGAAUUUGGAUGGCAUAUGGAACUUUCGGAAGUCGCCUGUAGAUCCAGAGUAUGGAUAUCGGCAUAGGUGGUUCGCACAAGAUCUCGAAAAGACAGGUCCAGUGAUCCACAUGCCAGUGCCGUCUUCAUACAACGACGUAGGCACGGACGCGUCCCUCCGCGACCACGUGGGCCUCGUGUGGUACGACCGGCGGUUCCACGUCCCAGCCGGUUGGGCGCGCGCCGAGCAGCGGGUUUGGCUGCGUUUUAGCAGCGUUCACUAUGCGGCACAAGUUUGGAUAAACGGCAUCUCGGUUGCAUACCACGAGAUCGGGCACUUACCUUUUGAAGUGGAAAUCACGGACUACGUUCGGUACAACGGUAGCAACCUCCUCACCGUGGUGGUGGACAACACGCUGCUGAACGACACCGUCCCGCAGGGCACUAUCACUGAAGUACAGACACAGAUAAAUCAGACGUUCCGGCUCAAGCAGUCAUACACGUUCGACUUCUUCAACUAUGCCGGCAUACACCGCUCCGUGUUCCUGUACAGCACGCCGCAGGCUUAUAUCGAUGACGUCAUCGUUAACACCGACAUACAGGGACUCACUGGUUUCGUGGUGUACAACAUCACGUUCAAAGGCUCCGAUGCAAGUAAUAUUAUAUGUCUCGUCCAACUGUUGGACAAGAACGACACGCAAGUAGUAGCAGCGCAGGACUGCGCCGGGCUCCUGGAGGUCGGCAACGCCAAGUUCUGGUGGCCUUACUUGAUGAAUCCUAAUCCUGGAUACUUGUACACUAUGAAGGCCACAUUGAUAGGGCCUCGAGGCGAAGUAGUGGACACCUACUACCAGAAGAUUGGCAUCAGGACCGUGACGUGGACCAACACCAGUGUUUUCAUCAACGACAAGCCCUUGUAUCUACGAGGCUUCGGAAUGCAUGAGGAUUCUGAUCUUCGAGGGAAAGGCUGGGAUCCAGUACUGUGGGUGAAGAACUUCAACCUCAUCCGAUGGGUCGGCGCCAACGCAUUCCGCACCUCACACUACCCGUAUGCUGAGGAAAUCUACCAGCUCGCCGACGAGCAGGGCAUUAUGAUCAUCGAUGAGUGCCCUAGCGUGGACACCAUUUACUUCACGGACUCGCUGCUCGCCAAGCACAAGCAGUCACUGAAGGAGUUGAUCCACCGUGACAAGAACCACCCCAGCGUGAUCAUGUGGUCCAUCGCCAAUGAGCCGAGAUCGCAGAUGAAGGGCGCCGAUUAUUACUUCGGAGAGGUCGUGAAACACGUGAAGUCCAUGGAUCUUUCGCGGCCAGUCACCAUUGCUAUUGCACAGAGUUACAUAUCCGAUAAAUCUGCGCAAUACCUCGACGUGGUAAGCUUCAAUAAAUACAACGCGUGGUACAGCGACCCGGGCACAUUGCAGAUCAUCACGAACAACGUCAUCGAAGAAGCGACCGCUUGGCACCGCAAGCAUAACAAGCCCGUGCUUAUGUCCGAGUACGGGGCUGACUCCUUCCCUGGAUUACACUUCUUACCGGAAUUCAUCUGGUCAGAAGAGUACCAAGUGGGAGUGAUGUCGGAGCACUUCAAGGCUUUUGACCAGCUGCGUCAAACAGGUUUCUUCGUAGGAGAGUUUAUUUGGAAUUUCGCAGACUUCAAGACGGCACAGACAUAUACCCGCGUCGGCGGCAACUGCAAAGGCAUCUUCACACGUGCCCGGCAACCCAAGAUGGCCGCGCACCAUCUGCGCAGGCGCUACCACGCGCUUGCCGCCGCCGACGACGGAGCGCCGACGCUGCCGCAGCCCUACUACGUCAGCGACCUCACAAGGGCGAGGCAUGACGAGCUCUAGGAGGCGAAACCACUCUUGCACACCUCGCCAUGAGCUAUCACGUGUGUUAUAUUGAGCUCCAGACAAUGUGCGACGUGCAAUGAGGCCUAUUAGACGUAGGCAUUUCGUAGAUUAGAAAACUGGCCACGAUUUUGCCUCUCCGCGUUCAAUUCGCGACCCUGGCAGAGAUGGCCAGAAAACAACUGUUGCGAGAGAAAUAAUGAAUCCAAUUUUUUCAAUGUCGUUCAAUCGAUCAAUCAAUCAAUGCCUUCGCCUGGUUGCCUCGUGUGAUACGCCAUGACAGUCUGCCAGUCUGUCAAUUUUUCCUUUCAAAACUUUUAAAAGUAAACCAAGAUAUUUUUAGACUGUUAUAUACUUGUAGAACGAAAGAAGUCAGAUGGCCAGUUGUGUCAACUCGUUGCAGUAAGUACCUACUGCAAUGGAUAAUCGAGAGAUCAGGUGUAGUUAGGUAGUUACCUAUCUACAUAUGUAACGCCUCAUAUUGUUUUUUGAGAGGUGUGAGUGUGCCCCAUUCCAAGAACCGAGUGGGAGGACCCUCUUAAAAAUAGUAGGAUUUAUAAACUGUUCAUAUUUUAUUAACCUAACUAAUCGGUGCUGCCACCUUAUAUAAUAUUAACAUCCUCUUUAUCCGACUAGAACGACAUUAAAUGUUAGAAAGUAUUUAAAAAAAAAGUAGUUUAGAUUACUUUUCGAAUAAGACUUUUUUAUUAAACCAAAUAAAAAAUGUCUAUAAUUUUUUUAACAGCAGGGGCCUGUAUCACCUUAUUGAAGCACACUCAGCAUUUCUGCCAUUUAAAUCUUACCAAAAUAAUAAUUUUAUUUAAUGCAAUUAUUAGCUUAAGUACUCUAAAUAAAUAGAAAACCUCACAAAUGUUAGAAGGAUAGGCAAGUUUUUUUAAAGUCAUUAUUCAUACAUAUUCUCAUGUGCAUUAUAUGACCGUGUGCCUCUGCCUAUAUCACUUGCAGUAAGUUACCUCACAUAGCGACCCUUUCUCUGGGCAACUACUUAUUGGCUAUUGUGCCAACUGCGUGGUGGAUAAACUAAUUCAAAUCAGAUGCAGGUAGCUAUUAAUACCCUUGAACUAAUUAGGGAGUUAGUUAACUAUAAGCAUUUCCUACCAAUCGUCUCAGCUAAGUUAGAAUAUUUGACAGUCUUUGUCAGAAGUCAAAUAGUAAAGUUUAAAGUUCACAUCACAUCAGAGUCACAUCAUUCGGUAGGUAUUACUUCCUCCACCACGCGCUAAAAAUCGUUGCAAGUUGGCAAUGGCAGUUUUUCUAAGAGUACAUUGUUUUUAUGUGUAUUGUGAGAACUUGAAUGCUUAUUGUGUUACUAUUACUCAUAAAAUAUUGUUGAUAAGUAAAUAAAAACAUUAAUGUGUUCAUUUUAUAUAACCAUUCAACGUUGUAAAUAUACAUAUUAGUCAUAUUACAUGGUUAAAUUGCACAUUCAGAAACAGUAGCCUUACCAAGAGCUUGUCACUGGUAUGCCAGUGCCAGUACGAGCGAGAUGCAUAGAAAGUAAGCUACGCACAGCACACGCUAGCGAAUAUGUCAGUGUCAGGCUAGGAGGAUAUAGCCAAACGUAGUAGCCAUUAACAGGCAUUCCCCUCUGUCGGAAAUAGUCGGCCAACGGUCGUACACAACACAAUGUAUGGACUGACGUUUAUCUGACAUGGCUAUUUUUACGUUACCUAUACAUUUGACGUUCCCUUCCCCCGCAAAAAUCGGCAGACUUUUUUGUACAGAAAAUUACAGACGUGGCGACUCCGUUUGGUUAUAUCUUCCUAGGUGUCAGGUCAGUGACAAUGACAAGCUCGUGGUAGCCAUAAUUAAGAGUCCACUUCAAUUAAAGAUAGGUAUUUUCUGUAUUUUAUUGAGUGCCACGGAUUUGAUAUUUUCCUGAAUUGUUAUUUAAAGUAAUUUCGAAUAAGAGUUAAUAUGUGCAAGACUUACUUUAUAAAUUAAUUACUAAUUAAGUUAAAAAUACUAAUUACAAGGUAUAAUUAAAUUGAAAGGUUUGAAAUACUUUAUACCUUUAAGUUAGUAUUUUCAAGUUAGUUUACCAAUAAUGUUAUUGCCACAC